Phaedon cochleariae (mustard beetle) is the source of this 489-nucleotide messenger RNA. NCBI's taxonomy places the organism in Eukaryota, Metazoa, Arthropoda, Insecta, Coleoptera, Chrysomelidae. The record is from the annotation of a GenBank genome assembly.
AUGCUUGUACCUAUUUUUACUCCUGUAUUGGGAAUCAUAACUGGUGUACUAGUAAUUGUGUGGUUAGAAAGAGAAAUAUCUGCCGGGAUACAACAACGUAUUGGACCUGAAUACGCCGGCCCGUUAGGAAUUCUUCAAGCUUUAGCCGACGGGACAAAACUACUUUUCAAAGAAGAUCUUCGUCCAUCUAGAGGAAAUACUCCUUUAUUUAGUAUUGGACCAUCUAUAGCAGUUAUCUCUAUUUUACUAAGUUAUUCAGUAAUUCCUGUUAGCAAUCACCUUGUUUUAGCGGAUCUCAAUAUCGGUAUUUUUUUAUGGAUUGCCAUCUCAAGUGUUGCUCCGAUCGGACUUCUUAUGUCAGGAUAUGGAUCAAAUAAUAAAUAUUCUUUUUUAGGUGGUCUGCGAGCUGCUGCUCAAGCGAUUAGUUAUGAAAUACCAUUAACUCUAUGUGUUUUAUCAAUAUCUCUACGUGCGAUCGUUGAGACAUAA